UCCUACUCUGUUUUUUCAUCCUCACCCCUCCUUAAUUACCACCCUAUUUCCAUUUUCAUUUUGGGAAAAUAAAAUCUUCUGCGUUAUGUGAUUUCCAAAUCUGCAAUCCCUCGUUAACUCUCAAUCUAAUACCACAGAAUUCUCUCAUAUUCCGCCUCCAAUUUUUGAUCCACAAACGGCGCAGAUCGUUCCUUGCUCUCGGUCAUCGAAAUGUCAAUGGUGUUGGAAGCGGCGGUUCCGGCCACGCCGGCGUCUCUCUACGUCGGAGACUUGCAUCCCGACGUCAACGAUGCUAUUUUGCUCGACGCUUUCAAAGAGUUCAAUUCCCUGACCUCCGUCCGUGUCUGCCUUAAUUCCUCCACCGGCCGCUCCCUUUGUUAUGGCUACGUCAACUUUGUUUCGCCUCAAGAUGCCAUUCGUGCCAUUGAGUUGAAAAACCAUUCCACAUUGAAUGGAAAAGUGAUAAGAGUUAUGUGGUCACGUCGCGACCCGGAUGGACGAAGAAGUGGAGUUGGAAAUGUUUUUGUCAAGAAUUUGAGCGACUCAAUAGAUAGUGUUAAGCUUCAAGAAAUGUUUCAGACUUUUGGUGAUGUAUUAUCUUGUAAAGUAGUGACUUCUGAUGAUGGGAAGAGCAGAGGAUAUGGCUUUGUCCAGUUUGAGUCUGAAGCCUCUGCAAAAGCAGCCAUCGAGAAGCUCAAUGGCUUAGCUGAUGGAGGAAAACAGAUGUUUGUAUCUAAAUUUGUCAAAAAAAGUGACCGAUCUCUUCCUUGUCAUGAGGUGAAGUACACAAACCUGUAUGUGAAGAAUUUAGAUACAGAAAUAUCUGAGGAAGUUCUUAAGGAAAAAUUCUCUCAAUUUGGAAACAUUGCGAGCUUAGUCAUCUCAAAAGAUGAGAAUGGUGCAUCAAGAGGAUUUGGGUUUGUUAAUUUUGACAAAGCCGAAGACGCCAAAUCUGCAGUAGAAGCUUUGAAUGGAUCACAACUUGGCUCAAAGGUUUUAUAUGUUGCCCGGGCACAGAAAAAAUCUGAACGCGAGGAAAUGUUACGCCGCCAGUUUGAGGAGAAAAGGAAGGAACAGAUCCUGAAAUACCAGGCUUCGAAUGUGUAUGUAAAGAAUAUUGAUGAUGAAAUAUCUGAUGAUGAGCUACGAUUGCAUUUUAGUCAGUGUGGUACGAUUACCUCUGCAAAGAUAAUGAGAGAUGAUAAAGGAGUAAGCAGGGGGUAUGGAUUUGUUUGCUUCUCAACACCCGAGGAGGCAAAUAAAGCUGUGUAUACUUUCCAUGGGUUGAUUUUGCGAAGGAAGCCAUUAUAUGUAGCAAUUGCUCAAAGAAAAGAAGAAAGGCAAGUGCAGUUGCAAGUUAUAUAUGCUCAACGUAUGGCGGGAUUAUCAGGACCGCCGUCACCUGUUAUUCAGGGUGGAUACUCUCAUCUUUAUUAUCCAGCCCCUGGAGUUGUUCCACAGAUACCUGCGCAGCCUAGUCUGAUGUAUCAGCAGCCAGGAAUUAGGCCAGGAUGGAGGGCUAAUGGCAUUCCAAAUCCUUCCAGACCAAUUCUUCAGCCUAUCACCUUGGCUCCCAACAAUUUUAGACAAAGACAAAGAGGGACGAUGAACGGGAAUAUUCUACCACAGGCAGCUGGUCUUACAUAUCCAUCACAUUUGCAACGGCCAAUUCACUCUCUGGCUUCAUCUAAAGAUUCAAACAAUCAGCAGCCUAUUUUUAUAUCAACUGGGGUUGGUGGUAAGGGGUCUGAAAUGUUAAGUAGCGUGCUCGCUGCAGCUCCUCCAGAGCAACAGAAACAUAUUCUUGGGGAUCGUCUUUAUCCUUUGGUUGCUCAUCACCAGCCUGAUCUAGCAGCAAAGAUAACAGGCAUGCUUCUGGAAAUGGACAACAGUGAACUACUAGUUCUGUUAGAUACACCGGAGUCACUAGCUGCUAAAGUUGAAGAGGCGGUUCAGGUGCUCAAAUUAUCUGAUAAGACCAAAGAGCCCAAUUCAGACGCCCUGGGUUCAAAUUACAUUUCUGCCGGAGUUGCUGUCAACUGAAGGAUGAAUACUCCGUUUUCAUAUAUUUUCCAACUUCUUGACGUUUAGUUUAAUUAGUAGUGACCAUACCCUAUUAUAUGCCUUGACAUAUUACAGCUAUUACAGUCUACAUGAAAACUCAUAUGCUGCUGCAUCUGCAGGAUAUGCAUUGCAUUGACUUAUAUUCAUACAUGAAAUAUGUUCAUUAGAGUUGACAGAAAUUUCAAAUUUUGAGUUUAGUUAA
Molecule: messenger RNA, 2266 nt
Organism: Salvia splendens (bonfire salvia)
Lineage: Eukaryota; Viridiplantae; Streptophyta; Magnoliopsida; Lamiales; Lamiaceae
Product: polyadenylate-binding protein 7
Exons: 10
Coding region: 211-2043 (610 amino acids)
Molecular function (GO): RNA binding
Source: RefSeq, a predicted model, not a curated record